Molecule: messenger RNA, 738 nt
Organism: Colletotrichum orchidophilum
Lineage: Eukaryota; Fungi; Ascomycota; Sordariomycetes; Glomerellales; Glomerellaceae
Product: aflatoxin biosynthesis ketoreductase nor-1
Exons: 4
Coding region: 1-738 (245 amino acids)
Source: RefSeq, a predicted model, not a curated record
AUGUCGCAUCUAACCAACCCAUUAGGUAUUGGCAAGGGGCUGUUGGAAAAGUACCUUGCCCGGCCGAAUCACACGGUCAUCGGCAGCGUACGCGACACCAAGGCCCCAGCAUCGCAAGACCUAGACAAACUACCCAAGGCAGAAGGCUCGCGGCUUCUUCUCGUGGGCAUCGACAGCAGUUCACCAACCGAUCCGCUACAGGCCCUCAAGGACGUCGAGACAGCUGGAGUUGGGCAUGUAGACCUCAUCAUAGCCAACGCCGGCAUGGGUCCGCUGCCUCCCAAGAAGUUGGACACCGCCGAAAUUGAGACCGUGGAGGGGGCCUUGCAGGUCAACACUCUGGGGCCCAUCCGUCUCUUCCAGGCGUUCAAACCGCUUCUCGACAAGUCCGCUUCGCCCAAAUGGGUAUCGGUGUCCAGCGGUGCUGGAUCCAUCACCAACUGCGAAAAGUACAUGGCGUUUUACGCCGGUGCGUACGGUGUGUCCAAGGCCGCUCAAGAUUGGUUUACCGUGGCCAUCCACGCUGGCAAUCCAUCUUUGGUCGCUUUUGCCAUUCACCCCGGCCACGUCCAAACGGACAUGGGUAACAUCGGUGCCCAGAUGGUGGGACUCAAAGAAGCACCGCAUACAAUCGAAGAGAGCACUUUGAAGACGGUGCAGUUGAUUGAUAACGCAACCCGUGACAAUACGUCGGGCAAAUUUAUCAACGUCAUCACCGGUCAGGAGAUCCCCUGGUGA